This is a messenger RNA of Xiphophorus maculatus (southern platyfish), 2433 nucleotides long. It is a transcript of the gene ddx43, whose product is annotated as probable ATP-dependent RNA helicase DDX43. The coding region runs from base 42 to 2153 and encodes 703 amino acids. The record is from RefSeq and is a predicted model, not a curated record. Gene Ontology annotation, molecular function: RNA helicase activity; RNA binding; ATP binding. The transcript is spliced from 17 exons. Lineage: Eukaryota; Metazoa; Chordata; Actinopteri; Cyprinodontiformes; Poeciliidae.
UUUGAGACUUCAGGGCUGAUGGUGGCGCAGCAGAAUUUAAAAUGUCGGACUGGGAGGACGAGUACGACGAGUGCGGUGUCGCCAUUGAGAAACCUGCCCCUAACCUCUCUGCGACUAACAGCACAUUAUUGGGAAAAGAUAGCCAAGGACAUGGAAGUGUUUAUUCCGGUAUAAAAACUCAAACCUGGUUUAGAGAACCGAGCGAGGCGAGAGUUGAGUCCCGCCGAGAUGCGUUCGAGUUCAGGAGCCGAAGAGGUGAAACAGACCGCGGCGAGGGGCCUGAAGACCGGCGGAGAGGGAGCGAAGUGUCCGACGGAUCCCAACCUCUUACUUUCAAAGUGGAAAAUAUGUCCAUUGGAAGGAUAAUUGGUCGCGGCGGGGCUAAAAUACGUGAACUUGAAGAGAGCAGCGGUGCUCGGAUCAAGAUUACGAGGGGAGACUAUGAUGGAGACGUGGCCAUCUCUGGUUCGUCCGCUGCUCAGGAAAAGGCCAGAGAACUGAUUGAAGACCUGAUUUUAGGCAUCUCUUCUCAGUUUAGUUACGCUCCAGCUAGAGGUCUGUACAGUGAUGUGGAAAUGUUCGAAGGAAGAUCGGUUACAGGGAUUAACAGGAACAACUCCGCCUGGUCGAAGGAGGCGCCGCAGGCUGCAAGUGACGGCCCGGCCUCUUCAGUCAUCGACUGGAACGACAUCCGACAAAACAGGAAAAAAUUCGAGGAGCUGAAGUGGAAAGAACUCCCACCACUGAAGAAGAACUUUUACACAGAAGCAGUGAGUGUGUCAAUGCUCACACCUGACGAAGUCGCUGCGUGGAGGAAGGAAAAUAACAAUAUAUUUGUAGAUGACAUAAAGGAGGAGGGAGAGAAGCGACCCAUUCCUAAUCCCUGUCGCACGUUUCUGGAGGCGUUCCAACCUUAUCCAGAGAUUAUGGAAAAUAUUGAGCGUGUUGGUUUUGUCAAGCCAACCCCCAUCCAGUCUCAGGCCUGGCCGGUGCUGCUCAUCGGGGAGGACCUGAUAGCGAUUGCUCAGACAGGAACAGGGAAAACUCUGGCCUACCUGCUGCCAGGCUUCAUUCAUAUGGACGGACAACCUGUACUCAGAGCUGAAAGGGGGGGCCCGGGCAUGUUGGUGCUGACCCCUACCAGAGAACUUGCUCUACAGAUUGAAGCAGAGUGCAGCAAGUACAGCUUCAAAGGAUACAAAAGCAUCUGUGUCUACGGAGGGGGAGACAGAAGAGGACAGAUCAACCUGGUGAAGAGCGGCGUGGACAUCGUGAUCGCUACACCUGGCCGACUCAAUGACUUGCAGAUGAACAAUCUCAUCAAUCUACACUCCAUCACCUACUUGGUGCUGGACGAGGCCGACCGCAUGCUCGAUAUGGGCUUCGAACCGCAGAUUCUGAAGAUUCUGCUGGACAUCCGCCCAGACCGGCAGACUGUCAUGACCAGUGCCACCUGGCCCACAGGUGUAAGAAGAUUGGCUAAAUCCUAUUUAAAGAAUCCCAUGAUGGUUUAUGUGGGAACUCUGGACUUGGCUGCAGUUAACACAGUGCAGCAGACCCUAGAAAUUGUUAAGGAGGAGGAGAAAAAGAUGUUUGUUUUUGACUUCAUCAGGAACAUGCAACCCCAGGAUAAAGUCUUAAUCUUUGUGGGAAAGAAGAUUACUGCAGAUGACCUGUCGAGUGACAUGUCUCUGCAAGGUAUUGCUGUGCAGUGUCUCCAUGGAGACCGCGAACAAAGCUCCCGGGAAGAGGCUCUCCAGGACUUUAAGGACAGUCGGGUUCGCAUACUGGUCGCCACAGAUCUGGCAUCCAGAGGGUUGGAUGUCCAUGACAUCACGCAUGUUUUUAACUAUGACUUCCCAAGAAACAUCGAAGAGUACGUCCAUCGUGUGGGUCGAACAGGCCGAGCAGGACGAUCCGGUGCAGCCAUUACUCUGUUAACUAGAGAUAACUGGAGGAUGGCCUCAGAGCUGAUUUCUAUCCUGGAGAGAGCAGGACAAGACGUCCCAGAAGACUUGGUGCUGAUGGCAGAGAGAUACGAGAAGCACAAGAUAGAGAAAAAGAUGUAUUCUCCAAGAGGACAUGGAUGGGGUGGAAGAGGAGGCGGUGGAUGGAGAGAUGGCAAAGACAGAAGCCAAAACUGGCGGUUCUAAUCUCUGGAGAUCAGGUUGGAAUACAGUCUAAAGCUGGCUGUAGUUUCUUUUGAUUGUACAUAAGUUUUUAUUUUUUUGCUUAGAAUUAAUUUUUAAGAAAAACAUGUUUUGUUUUCCAGGUAGACAUCAUUAUCGUUUUUCAUGGAAGUUUAAAGGUUAACAGAAUGCACUGUUCUUAGUCCAGUGUUUGUUUUUUCUGUCAUCAGCCUUGUUUAUAUAGACUGAAUAUGUGUGGGGGGUUUUGGGGGGAAACGUGUUAAAUAAAUUCUUUGUGAAGAGA